This is a messenger RNA of Girardinichthys multiradiatus, 1003 nucleotides long. RefSeq names its product thioredoxin, mitochondrial-like. The record is from RefSeq and is a predicted model, not a curated record. Gene Ontology annotation, cellular component: mitochondrion. Gene Ontology annotation, biological process: cell redox homeostasis. Lineage: Eukaryota; Metazoa; Chordata; Actinopteri; Cyprinodontiformes; Goodeidae.
GAUAUAAUCUGCUUAAUGUUUCAAUAUUUUCCUUCGCGGGUCCUCUGCUCUGUACUGCUCAACGUGUCCAGAGGAUGGCGCUACUCACGGAGCAGAGGCCGAGAGACAGGAGAAAAAGCUCCGCUGUCUCUUUUUCGUCUGCUGCACCAAAACGGAAGCACUUCAUUGGUCCGUGAGGCCAAGUUACCAAACAGCAAGAUGGCACACCGGUUCCUAGUUCGCAGAAUCUGGACCCUCUCUGUGAAAAACGCUCGCUGCCUCCCAUCAUCCACUGCCACCGUCGCCUCCGCUUCAUUUUCCACCUCCCUUCAUCCUGUCCCGAGCCGGGUGUCCUUCCUCACCCCGUCACGAAGUCUUGCUGUUUCUCACACCCUCCACCGAGCAGUCUCCUUCAAUGUUCAGGACAAUGAGGACUUCACAGACAGGGUUAUUAACAACGAUCUGCCUGUGUUGGUCGACUUCCAUGCGCAGUGGUGUGGUCCUUGUAAGAUCCUUGGGCCAAGGUUGGAGAAGGCUGUUGCCAAACAGAAAGGCCGUGUUGCCAUGGCAAAAGUUGACAUUGACGAUCACACAGACUUGGCUAUUGAGUAUGGGGUGUCUGCUGUCCCUACAGUCAUCGCAAUGAGGGGAGGAGAUGUUGUCGACCGCUUUGUGGGAUCAAAGAUGACGAUCAGCUGGACUCAUUUGUCAGCAAAGUCAUUGGACAAUAAACCACGAGUCCCGACCCAGCUGUGCAACCCCAUCAUGGUGCUGUCAUCUAAGAUCUCAACAUGCCGUCGAUCGGUGCCACAGUCCCACCUGGCCAACUCUGUAAUGCUCACACCCAUCAACUAGACACUGCUUCAGCUGUGGAUCUUUGCUUCUGCCUCCUCUUUUUUUUGUCCAGUGAUGGGUGUUUGCAUUCUCAACAUUUUAGUUCAUUCUGUUUUCUCUGUUUUCUCCUAAAAAUGUGAUGGCUUCUUGAAUCUAUUCUAAUAAAGAUAUUCUCUACUUGUUCUCUGUA